AUGGAUUUCAGUCUCAAUUUCCAGAGCCUGCACGAUAGGUUGAACCUAGCAGAGCUAGACCUUCUCCUUCUUCAGAUAGGCACAACACUGUCAUUCACAGAAGGUCCAAAUCGCGGGCUCCGAAAGGAGCCAGAUGCUUUUCUUCACACCCCAUCGCAGGCCUUUCCAACUCUUGUCGCAGAGGUUGGAUGGAGCGAGUCGUAUAAUGACUGUUACCCACGAGAGGAAUAA
Penicillium roqueforti is the source of this 231-nucleotide messenger RNA. RefSeq lists its product as uncharacterized. The record is from RefSeq and is a predicted model, not a curated record. The coding region runs from base 1 to 231 and encodes 76 amino acids. Lineage: Eukaryota; Fungi; Ascomycota; Eurotiomycetes; Eurotiales; Aspergillaceae. The transcript has 2 exons.